Triticum turgidum subsp. durum (durum wheat) is the source of this 1110-nucleotide messenger RNA. The record is from the annotation of a GenBank genome assembly. Lineage: Eukaryota; Viridiplantae; Streptophyta; Magnoliopsida; Poales; Poaceae.
AUGGCGGCGGCGCGCACCACCUUCGCCGACGCGCUGGCGGCGGCGCGCCCGUACCUGCGGGGCGAGGAGGACGGGUGCGGCGACCCGGCCCUGCCGGCCCUCACCGCCGUGCUGCGCGCCGCGGGCGCCGGCGAGUGCUGGCACAAGCACGGCACCUUCCUCGCCCACCUGCUCGAGGUAUACCGGAUCCUGCGCCUCUGGGGCGCGCCCGACGCCGUGGCCCGCUGCGGCCUCUACCACUCCGCCUACUCCAACUCCUACGUCAACCUCGCCCGGUCCGAGGAGUCCCUCCGGGACGCGCGCAGCGGGGUGUUCAACGAGGACGAGCCCUGGCGCCGCAAGAUCCAGCGCCUCCUCCCGGCCGACGGAAUCACCGUCAAGCACAUCAGGACUGGUGAGGAUGUGGCUCUCUCUAGGCGGGUAGCGGCGACAUUCCUUAUGAUGACAAUGGCAGACUUCAGUGACCAGCUCUUCGACUGGCAGGACCGUCUCUUCAACAACGCCAACGGCCGCCUUGAGUUCCGAGGCAACACCUGGACGUCACUGUGGCCUGGCACAGGCAAGCCCGGCCUUUGGACCACCUCUAUCUCCCGCAUGGGUGUGCUCUACAGCCUAAUUGUUCGCGAAGAGGAGAUAUACAUAGCUCACCGAGCACACACUAGCCAAGAAGGCAACAACUCUGCUGCCACACGCGACGAGGACAUCGCACUUGUGAUACCGCCGGUGUUCGAUGGCUGCACGAAGGUGCUGGACGCUGAAGACCAGAAGGCGGCGCGAGACCUCUACUGGGAGGCCGUGUGCAGCGACGAGGAGGCGACAGACCGGUCCAAAGUGGAGGAGCUGCUCCGGCAAAGCAUCACCAAGAACCCAUUUGUGGGGGAGCCACGGUUGGUGCUCGCGCAGAUGUGCCUGAACACGGAGAUGUACGAGGAGGCGCAGGAGCAGGCGGAGGAAGGGCUGAAGCUGCUGCUGGAGUGGGGGAGCAGCUGGGACAAGAGGAUGCCAUGGGAGGGGUGGGUGUCCUGGGGCAGAGCCAUGCUGACUAAGGCCAAGGAGAAAGACUGGCCCCAUACCUCCUUCGGCAUCCUCAGCCUAGGCCUUGUCAAGUAA